UGUUAAUAGAGCGCCUGCUGUUUGGAGGAGCUACGCUGAUGCAAACUUUCCCUCUGACUCCGAUACUCGGCCAACAGCCGCUCUUAGCUAAGACGUUUCCGAGUCGCCCCCGCCAGCAUGGCGGACCGGGAGGAGCGCCGCUUCGCCGAGGUUUCCCGGGACUCCGUCAAACUCAUGGCCGAGAGUGUAGGCGUGGAGCUGGCCGACGAUGUGGCUGCUCUGCUGGCCGAGGACGUGUGCUACCGGCUCAGGGAGGCAACGCAGAGCAGCUCUCAGUUCAUGAGACAUGCCAAGAGGAGGAAGCUGACGGUGGAGGACUUCAACAGAGCUCUGCGCUGGAGCAACGUGGAGGCCGUGUGUGGCUUCGGGGCCCAGGAUGCUCUCCCCUUCCGCCCGGUGAAAGAAGGAGAGCUUUUCUUCAUCGAGGACCGGGACAUCAACCUGGUGGAGUUGGCUCUGGCCACCAACAUCCCCAAGGGCUGUGCUGAGACCCUGGUGCGAGUAAACGUGUCUUACCUGGAUGGGAAAGGCAACCUGGAGCCUCAGGGGACAGUUCCCACAGCGGUGCAGUCUCUGUCGGACGACCUGCUGAAGUACUACCAGCAGAUCACUCGGGCCAUCCUGGGAGAGGACCCCCACCUCAUGAAGGUGGCUCUGCUGGACCUCCAGUCCAACUCCAAGAUCGCUGCCCUCCUGCCGUACUUUGUUUACGUCAUCAGCGGGGUGAAGUCAGUAAGCCACGACCUGGAGCAGCUCAACAGGCUCCUCCACAUGGUGAAGAGCCUGGUCCAAAACCCCUACCUGUACCUGGGCUCCUACGUGCGCAGCCUGGUCUCCAGCGUCAUGUACUGCAUCCUGGAGCCGCUGGCCGCCUCCAUCAACCCACUCAACGACCACUGGACCCUCAGGGACUACGCUGCUCUGCUCCUCAGCCACAUCUUCUGGACUCACGGGGAUCUGGUGAGCGGUCUUUACCACCAGAUCCUGCUGUCGCUGCAGAAGGUUCUGUCCGACCCGGUGAGACCGCUCUGCACCCACUACGGAGCCGUGGUGGGGCUUCACGCUCUGGGAUGGAAGGUGUGUUCACUGCUUCUGUAAAUCUCAGCAGUCUCGUGUUUCUGCAUUAAAGUACCCGUCGUACAUUACACUGAGAUGGUGUGUAGCUGUGGUUAGUGACUUACAGCUCUAUUGUGAUUCAUGGAGUACAACUGUAUCAUCUCAGUGUCUGUGAGACACUUUCAGAGAUAUUUAUCUACAAAUACGUCGAACAUUCUCCUCUUCAAUAAUAUAUUUUCGUUCCAUGUCGUCUUAAUUGUCUGUACACUCAGUGUGUCUGAUAGUAUUUGCAAAUAUUCUUCACGUGUCUGCUUCACUAAAGCUUUGAAUUAUUCAAACUCAAGAUGUUGUAUUCCUAAAUAUCCUGGAUGUCUUACGCAUCAUUUUGUAGACAUUUCUGCAAACACCCAAUUCAAACUAUUGAGGAAAUCUGGAGGUCUGCACCAGAGUCAUUGCUGUAAACCGCUCUCCUCUCAGGUCUCCUCAAUAACCAGUGUGACGAUCAUCUCUGGUGUGUGUGUGUGUGUGUGUGUGUG
Anarrhichthys ocellatus (wolf-eel) is the source of this 1592-nucleotide messenger RNA. Its product is annotated as TAF6-like RNA polymerase II p300/CBP-associated factor-associated factor 65 kDa subunit 6L. The record is from RefSeq and is a predicted model, not a curated record. The transcript is spliced from 9 exons. NCBI's taxonomy places the organism in Eukaryota, Metazoa, Chordata, Actinopteri, Perciformes, Anarhichadidae. Gene Ontology annotation, molecular function: RNA polymerase II general transcription initiation factor activity; transcription coactivator activity; protein heterodimerization activity. Bases 118 to 1098 code for a protein of 326 amino acids. Gene Ontology annotation, biological process: RNA polymerase II preinitiation complex assembly; transcription initiation at RNA polymerase II promoter. Gene Ontology annotation, cellular component: transcription factor TFIID complex; SLIK (SAGA-like) complex; SAGA complex.